AUGGGAUCUCUUGGCCCCCUUAUCGACGAGCCUAUCGUCUCAGAGAACUCUCUGUUCUACCAGAGCGUCUACCCUUCUGCAGCACCGACUGUUGAAUCUGCUGAUGGUCUUUACUUCACACUGAAGAAUGGUCAAAAGAUCAUUGACUCUACAGGCGGAGCUGCUGUCUCUGCCAUCGGCCACAACAAUGCAAGAGUCAAAAACUCCAUCAUCAAGCAGCUGAACAAGUUCACAUAUGCUCAUCCUGGCUACUUCCAGAAUAGCCCUUCUCAUGAACUUGCCGACAUCCUCGUUCAGUCUACUGGGGGCGAAUUGUCGAGAGCAUGCUUCCUUGGCUCCGGCUCUGAGGCCGUCGAAGCAGCCAUGAAACUUGCUCGGCAAUACUUCCUUGAGAAAGACCCUGGUGCUCCUCGUUCCCACUUCAUAGCUAGACAGAGUUCCUGGCAUGGAUGUACCAUGGGUGCCUUGGCUGUCGGGGACCUGAAAGCCCGAAAGGAGCCGUUCCUUGAUGUCCUUGCCAACAAUGUUAGCCACGUUUCUCCUUGCCACCCAUACAGAGAUCUUGAAGAUGGCGAGACUGAGGAGCAGUAUGUCAUCAGACUUGCUCAAGAACUGGAUGAUGAGUUUCAGCGGAUUGGCCCCGAGAACGUUUGUGCCUUCAUCUUAGAGCCCAUGGUUGGAACUGCUUUGGGUUGUGUUACUGCUCUCCCUGGAUACCUGGCUGCCAUGAAGGCUGUCUGUCAUCGCCAUGGAGCACUCAUCAUCUUCGAUGAGGUUAUGUGCGGUCUCGGACGAACUGGACACAUGCAUGCCUGGCAAUACGAUGGCGUCGUUCCUGAUAUCCAGGCUGUUGGCAAGGGGUUGGCUGCAGGCUACGGUACCAUCUCAGCGCUUCUCAUCCACGACCGCGUUAUUGAAGGUCUGAAACAAGGCAGCGCAUCCUUCCAACACGGUCAGACCUAUCAGUGCCAUCCUCUUAACGUAGUCGCCGCUCUCGAGGUGCAGCGCAUCAUCCGAGAUGAUGACCUCGUCCGCAAUGCUCGCUUGAUGGGUUUUCUUCUUGGACAUCUACUCCACCGAGCCUUUGACAACCACCCUAACGUUGGUCAAGUUCGUGGCCGUGGGAUGUUCUGGUGUAUCGAGUUUGUCGCUGACAAGACCACCAAGCGGCCAUUGGACCCGAAGCUGAACCUCGCUCGCCGAAUGCGACUCCGUGGUCUUGAGAAGGGCUACGACGUAUGUCUCUUCUCAUCCACUGGAUGUGCUGAUGGCUGGAAUGGUGAUCACUUUUUGCUGGCUCCUCCUUUUACUGUCACGCCCCGUGAUGUCGAGGAGAUUGUGUACCGUGCAUCUCGUGUUGUUGACAGUGUUUUUGAUGAGGUUAGAGCAAAGGGUGAGAUCUUAGUCUAG
Fusarium musae is the source of this 1410-nucleotide messenger RNA. RefSeq lists its product as uncharacterized. The record is from RefSeq and is a predicted model, not a curated record. Bases 1 to 1410 code for a protein of 469 amino acids. Gene Ontology annotation, cellular component: cytosol. Gene Ontology annotation, molecular function: transaminase activity; pyridoxal phosphate binding. Lineage: Eukaryota; Fungi; Ascomycota; Sordariomycetes; Hypocreales; Nectriaceae. The transcript is spliced from 3 exons.